AUGAAGGGGGCGAUACUUUCCGUGGUGUGGCUUGCGGGCCUCACUGCAGCCCAGAGUAGCUCGGCCUCGGUGACUCCAUCAGUCAUCACCUUAUCUGGAUCGCAGCGGAGUCUGACGGGCGAUGAUGCGGCUCCCAACCCAACCGUUCCUUCGGAUUUCGAGGGCAGCACAUUUGCGACCAUAACCUCGCCUGCGUCUUCUGGACCGUCUGGUAGCACUUUCUCGGCCAAUGGCACGGCCUCACUUACAAGCACUCAAGACCCCGUUACAAACAUCGGAGGAGGGAACAGGACAUUGACACCGACUGGCACUGGGACAGCUCCGGCGCUGCCAUCAAACACACAGCCGUGUAAUAACUAUCUGGAGUUUUGCAACCGCAAGUACUCCAAUAUCACCGAAGUAGCUGCGCACAAUUCGCCCUACACGCGACAGAAUAACAUUGCGCGCAAUCAAGAGUAUGGCGUGACACAACAAUUGAACGACGGUAUCCGCAUGCUACAGGGCUCAGCCCACUACGUCAAUGGCACGCUCUACUAUUGCCAUUCGUCUUGCGACCUGCUCAACGCUGGUACUGUGGAAGACUACCUCCGUGAAGUCACCGCAUGGGUAGAAGCACACCCCUUCGACGUCAUCACGAUUCUCUUCGGCAACUCCAACUGGGACGAAACAACCGACGAUGGCAAGCCACUCGUCACAUCGUCCAACUUCGCUGAUCCGAUCGAGAAGUCUGGCCUGAUCGAAUACAUCUACCAACCACCAAAGACCGCCAUGGAACUCGAUGACUGGCCAACGCUCGGCGAACUUAUCCUUCACAACAACCGUGUCAUUACAUUCAUCGACUACAACUUCGAUACUGAUGCGGUUCCAUACAUGCUAUGGGAGUUUUACAAUAUGUGGGAAACACCCUUCUCUCCCACCGACCCCGAUUUUCCAUGUACGCUUGGCAGGCCCGAAGGGAUGGCUGAGGAGAAGAUGAGAGAUAUCAUGUACAUGGCAAACCACAACUUGAAUGCCGAGAUUUCAUUUGCUGGAUUGAACCUUCUGGUACCUAAUGUAGCCCAGAUCAACCAGACCAACGGUCUGGAAGGAGAGGGCAGCCUGGGUGCUAUGACCAACACUUGCACUACUAACUGGGACCGCCCACCGAACUUCCUCCUCGUCGACUUCUAUAACCAAGGGCCUAUCAACGGUUCCGUCUUCGAAGUUGCUGCCCGUGCAAACAACGUUACGUAUGACCGUGAGUGCUGCGGUACUACAUCUGUCGCCAAUGUGUUACUGCGACCUAGUGCUACUUACUUUGGCUUCGUGGUUGCGAUUGCUGCCGCAUUGGUCCUAUGA
Molecule: messenger RNA, 1338 nt
Organism: Alternaria burnsii
Lineage: Eukaryota; Fungi; Ascomycota; Dothideomycetes; Pleosporales; Pleosporaceae
Product: plc-like phosphodiesterase
Exons: 2
Coding region: 1-1338 (445 amino acids)
Biological process (GO): lipid metabolic process
Molecular function (GO): phosphoric diester hydrolase activity
Source: RefSeq, a predicted model, not a curated record